ACUCAAACAAACACAACACAACACAACAGAGAUUGAAAUUAUUAUUUAAAUUGCUGCAAGUAGAAAAUAAAAUUCGGAUUAUCUAUUAGAAUGGAGAACCCCGAUCAGAAUCCCUAUGCAUCGCUGCUGCCACACAUUGUGGACAUGUUGCACGGCAAGCCACGUCAGAGCGCCACUUUGGAUCAAGUGUGCGCUGGUGUCGAAUCGUUGGCUCAGCUGAAUGAGGCAAUGAUGCAGCACAUCAGUUGCUUUGACACCCUGCAGGCCGCUGUUCAGUUUGGCAUCGAGUUGGGCGUGAACAUGGGAAUCCUGACACACUCAAAGGACACGCUACGCCUCCGCUCCAAGCUGCAUGUGCGCAGCACUGACAAUCAGCAGUCUACACUCGGCGUUGAGGUUGAGCACAAGGAUCUUCGGACUAGCGUCCACAAAGUUGAGGAACCUCUGCACAACGAACUGCUGCAGGAGCUGAUGUUCAGCGUUGAGACUGGUCAGCAGGCUUACAGCGUCGAUGAGCCCCUCAUCCCAGGCCGUACACUCCGAUCUGACCACUGACCCACUGACAAUUCCCCCUCCAGGAGCAACCUCGCGACUAAGCGAACUUUGGUGCAUUGGUCCAAAAACCAAUCAACCACCAUUAUAGUUUGGAAUUAAAGCAUCAAUUAAUGCUUUAGACUUUGACGUUAACUCCAUUAUUGCUGAGGUAAUAAAUAUCAUUCUGGAUA
Messenger RNA from Drosophila guanche, 725 nucleotides. RefSeq lists its product as uncharacterized. Lineage: Eukaryota; Metazoa; Arthropoda; Insecta; Diptera; Drosophilidae. The transcript is spliced from 2 exons. The record is from RefSeq and is a predicted model, not a curated record. Bases 91 to 555 code for a protein of 154 amino acids.